AUGACAUCUCAUAUUGAAACUGUUGUAUAUGAAUAUUUUAAUACAAAGAAUGGCCAAUUUUGGGAGGAAAAUGGUAACGAAGUUAAGAUCGAUUUAUUUGAAUUCAUGUAUCGUCUUGUUUUGCGUAUGAAUUCUAUCAAUUUUAUCUCACCAAGAGUGUACAAAAAUCAUGUUGAUGAACUUAUUAAAAUUUAUACCGAAUUAGAUGCUGAAAAAAUGUUGCUCAAUCCAAUUUUAAAUAGUUUUAAAAGAUUAUUUUCAUUUAGAAAUAAAAUGGAAAGUUUGUGGGAUCGAUGGAUACAAAUUCUAAUGCCUGAUAUUGAAAGAUGUUUGGUGAUGAUCAAAAACAAUAUUGAACCAAGUGAUAUGGAUAUUGCCUAUGAAUUAGUGAAAUAUUCUAAACAAGAGUUGGAAAAACACGGAGAAUCAUUCACACCUCGAUUAGUUGCAUUUCUUUUUUAUUCAUCUUUAUUUCCAGCACAAGUCAACACGUAUACAGUUGCAGCAUCUAUGAUUCUUGAAUGGAUUCGUCAUGAACAUGAUGAUAUUGGACGACGGAUUAAAGAAGAAAUCGAUCGUGUACCACCAAUCGGUGAGCUCACCAUUGAAUACUUAAAUUCAAUGGAUUUUAUUCAAGCAUGUAUUCAUGAAGUCAUUAGAAUGCGCACUAAUUCUCAAUUAAGUAUGCGAUAUGCUGAAGAAGACAUUCCAUUAUCGAACGAAAAAUAUAUUCCAAAUGGAAAUCUUGUUGCAAAACCUAUGACUUGUACUAAGGACAUAUUUCUUAAUUCAGAGAAAUUCGAUCCCGAAAGACAUUUACCACCAAGGGAAGAAAGUAAAGCUGAUCGUUAUAGAGUGGCACCAUUUGGACGAGGUAAACAUACAUGUUCUGGUGAAAGAUAUGUUAAUAUACAGAUCAAAGUGUUACUUAUUCAAUUAUCGAGAGUGUGCAAAAUGGAAAUCAUGAAAGAAUCUAUCAAUUUUGAAGCGACAGUCAAUAAGAAGCAAUUAUCAGGACUAAGUCGUCCAACAAAACCCGUUUUCGUCAAAAUAUCAAAGAAAGAAUGA
This is a messenger RNA of Rotaria sp. Silwood2, 1068 nucleotides long. NCBI's taxonomy places the organism in Eukaryota, Metazoa, Rotifera, Eurotatoria, Philodinida, Philodinidae. The record is from the annotation of a GenBank genome assembly.